AUGCCUGAAAUGACCCUGAUGACCGCACCCCUGCCGCCUCCCAAGCAGAUACGCUUUGUAAACAACCAAGGCCAACCUCCUUCCAAGAGGCGGAGGAUCAACGCAGCAUGCUUGACAUGCCGCAAGAGGAAGACCCGAUGUGCCGGUGAGAAACCGGUCUGUUCGACCUGCACAAAGAACGGGCACCAGUGUCAAGGGUACAACGAUCUGGUCGAGCGAAGGAAGGAGGACAACCGGGGCAACGGCCUGACAAAGGGUGAUCACGACCAAGUUGCCGGGGUGAAAAGGGAGGCGGAUGAUGAUGAGGAUGAACAUUCCGAUGACAACGAGGAGGAGGAAGAGGAAGAAUCUCACCGACAAUGGAAGAGCAAGACGGCCCCAGCGAGCAAAACAGCCGGCUUCGCCGUUGUUGAUAGAGAUGCUUCCAUGAGGCGUGAUUCCAUCCCAAACCACAGUUAUUCAGGCAACCGGCCGCGGGGACUUAGUAAUGACUGGGGUCAGGAUUCAAGGUCACCCAGCUCUACGAGAACGGCGAGACAGUCCAACUCAAACGGCAUUCGAUCACCGACACAGCACCACAGCCAUUCCGUACGGAGAAGAGAUCGUAUACCGUAUUUUCGCUAUUUCGGUCCCACGGCGAUUGUCCCCGGGUUCAAGCAAAACCUGCCCAAAGAACCCUCUUUUAGGGACCCACGCUUCAUGAGAACCGGCUCGUCAGUCGCAACAACACCGACGCCAUCACAUCACAUACAGCCUAGAACGAUCCAGGAAACCCUCAAGGACAUUCCUACCCUGGAGGACAUGCCGGUAUACUCCACCGACGACUCCAAGCCGGUGCCCGAAAUCAUCAAGGUCUUGGUCAAGACCUUCUUUAUUCGUCUGGGUUGCAACUACCCCUUCUUGAAGGAGGAACGUUUUAUGCGCCAGCUCGAGGAGAAGCAGGUGGAGCCCAUCUUGGUCGAUGCCAUGUGUGCGUUGGCUGCCCGGUUCUCCGAGCUUCCUACCUUCACCAAUGAGCAGGACGGCAGCAGAGUUCCCAAGUCCGAGUAUGGUGAUGUCUUUGCUCAACGAGUCAAGAACGCCACCGUUGAAACGUUUUCCUGUCCGUCAGUCGCGGCUGUUCAGGCCUUUCUGCUCAUGGCAUACGAGGCUUUUGGCGCAAACCAGGACAGUGCCCUUUGGAUGUAUUUGGGCCUUGCCAUCCGCAUGGCUACUGACCUAGGUCUUCAGAAGAAGGAGGGUGUCAAAUAUCAAGGGUCUCGUGAUCCGUGGUUCACCAGGAGGUGGCUAAGCAAGUAUAACGACGACGGAAACUCGCCCACGGACAAGCAAGAAGAGGAGGAAACAAUCAGCCCCGAAGAGCAAAAGGAAGUGGAGCAGGCACGUAUCGACACGUUCUGGGCAGUCUUUAUGCUGGACAGAAUCAUCUCAUCCGGCACAGGUAGGCCAGUCACUUUGCGAGACGAUGACAUGGAUUUGGAAAUUCCCGAACCCACUCUUGAUCAAGAGGGUUGGCCAGAUCCCUUCCCGGCUUGCAUCAAGAUCAUCCAUCUUUACGGUCGCGCGUCCGAUGUGCUCAACAACAUCCGGGAUGCGAAUGAUCUCACGGAGGAGAGCAUGAAGAAGCUGCGGCAAAUGGAAAGCGACUUGACGAUAAUCUACUCGAAACAACACGAGCGGCUGGUAUUUAAUACCCACAACUUCAAGCACUACGUCGAGGCGGGCCAAGGAACCAUUUUCAUACUACUUCAUUUCUGGUUCCAUGCCAUGAUCAUUAUCCUCCAUGAACCAGCACUACUCACACCGUUCGGUAAGCUCACUAACAUUCAGCUGUUGUCCAACAGUCGUGAGCUGGCCAGAUCGAGCGCAAAGACCAUUGCGGAUAUUGUUGCCUUUGCCGAACUCAUUGAUCAUCAGAGCUACAUUGGCAAUCCUUUCACGUCCCAGCCCAUCUUCAUCGCCGGAUGCGCCUUUCUCAAAGAGUCUGCAUUGAGUGCUUCAAGCCCACCAUCACGGGAGCAAUCCCCAGGAGCGAACAACAAGAGUACCGGCUCGAGAACACAUGGCGGACGUUUGAGCAUACCGACCGAUAAUAGACCGCGACACUCCUUGCUCACUUCGGCCGCGGCCGCGAACUACUCGCGCUGCUCUCAGGCACUUUCACGCGUUGAACAGUACUGGGCAGGAGUCGGGUACAUCAUCAACGCCAUGGAGCAGAGAUCACAGGGCAUUGAGGACUGUGAGACAUUUGCACCGGGCGAGCUCGAGCGUAUGCUUGCUCGAACCCGUCAGGCCUCAGUUCAGCGGUUGAUGGGGUUCGAGAAUCCGAUCCCACCUUCGCCAGGUGUGCCGCCUAUUGCCUUUUCGCUUACUGGCACAACGAACUCGCCCAACUCGAACCUUACGAGACUGUAUACAAACACAUCCGGUACGACGAGCUCGCCCAGCUCGAAUCUCACGAGAAUCUAUACAAACACGUCCAACCCCGCCAUGUCCAACAAUUUUAUGUUAGUUCCUUCCAUGUCAUCAGUCGCUUCGCCUCUUCCACCUACAUCACAGCCUACCACAGCCGCAACGCCACCAGGAAACAUGAUCUAUGAUCCGAUCCGGCAGGACACACCAACGGUGGUGUUCCAUCCGCCGCCGCAUCCGCAACCCAAUGUUCCGACAGCAAGGUAUCAGGGCCGUUCAUCUUCGUUCAGCCAUCUUCGCGACAGACGUUCCACUUCCACUUUAAGCAGGGGAACAUCCCUCAAGUACGAAACACCAGGCUCGGAUGACAUGACGGUGGGAUCAGACAGUCCCACCAUAAGCGAAUCGAACUUUAACGCCUAUGGGAAGAGCCUCAGCCCAGCCUUGCCACCGCUCGCACCCCCGCCUCAUCGCCACUCGUACCUGAACACGCAGCAGCAGCAGCAGCAGCACAACAACAACAACAACAACUCGUAUGAUAACAGCAACCACAACAGUACUACCAACAACAAUGACUAUUAUCACCAAGCAACCUCACGCCCCAGUCCUAACCCCGGACUCGGUGUAGUCGAUCCCUUCAGCCAGAACACCUUCUCGACAGGUCUUUACUCUGCUUUUACGCCCGACUUUAUGUUUGAGUGCAACGAGAUCAACCUCCACAACUUGCCGGAUGUGUUGGGCCUAGACGCCAUCGGGGACAGUCAUAUGAUGGAGUCGUUAUCUAAUUUUGACGCGUAUGCUUUGUAUGGGUUAUUUGAUGAGACGUUUAUUACCGGCGGUAGUGGUGGUGAUGGUGGGAGUGGGAAUGGGUCAAGCAGUCACAGCAGAGGAAACGAUGACGAUGGCGGAGGAAGGCGGGGAAGUGAUCAUGGUGGAGGAGGACGGAACGGACAAGGAGGAGGAGGUGAUGGACGAGGUCAUCAUAGACAGGGACACUGA
This is a messenger RNA of Neurospora tetrasperma FGSC 2508, 3411 nucleotides long. RefSeq lists its product as uncharacterized. Lineage: Eukaryota; Fungi; Ascomycota; Sordariomycetes; Sordariales; Sordariaceae. Bases 1 to 3411 code for a protein of 1136 amino acids. Gene Ontology annotation, biological process: DNA-templated transcription; regulation of DNA-templated transcription. Gene Ontology annotation, molecular function: DNA binding; zinc ion binding; DNA-binding transcription factor activity, RNA polymerase II-specific. The transcript is spliced from 4 exons. The record is from RefSeq and is a predicted model, not a curated record.